AACCUCUUGUGCGCCUUUAGAACGGCAAGAAUUCAGGAGAAAACUUCAUUCUACAUAAGCGUCGUUUCUCUUUUUUUUUGCUCUCUUUCUUUCCUCCUUUGUUUUUCCCUGACAGUUGUAUAUAUCCAUAUAUUUAUAUAGUAACAAUAAUAAUCUAGUGGUGAAUGGAAAAGACUGUUUUUCUCGCCGUAUUACUACUACCAAGCUACAUCUCCUUAUUCACGGAAGCCGUCCGGCCAUCUACAUCCCGGGUUGGGCAGGGAUGUGCAUUAUUACGAGACACAACAAUCUAUUGUUACGGCGGGGCCACUUAUAGUCCCAACGCCGAUGACGACGACGACCAUGUCGCCACGACAUAUGCUGACCACUAUGCUCUCGAUAUCGGAUCCAUGACUCAAGUCGAUGACAGCUCGCUUGAUGGUUGGCGCCAGUUGAAUGAUGGCGACGGCGGACCAAACGCACAUUUUGCUAUUGCGCCGUUACCGGAUCAAUCUGGAUAUUUGAUGCAUGGCGGCUGGGGCCGUCAUGAUAGGCGGACCUAUUUACGAAACCAGACCAUGCUAUUCCAUGGAGAUUCGGAAACCUGGGAAAACAUUCCAGCAGCUAAUAACGCACGAGUGGAUCUCACUGCCAGGAUGCCAGGUGUUCUAGGUGCUAAUGAUACGAUAUGGAUCUGGGGUGGUGAAGUAGAUGAUCUGGCCGACAGCGAAGAUAUCCCGGAACCCGAAAGUAUACGGUCGUUCCACAGCCAGACGCAACAAUUGACACAGACACGCAUUCCAACGUUUCCGCAAGGCGCAUUCACACGCGUGGGCCACUCAGCAGUACUGGCACGCGACGGCCGAACCGUGUUCUAUUUUGGCGGCAUGAAUGCAGAAAGCGAAGAACGAGAAAUGGAUUAUGAUGAGGAUGGUUACUCCAACGCAACCAUGAGUGAUAUCCUUGUGUUUGAUACAGCCAAUCAGAGCUGGAGUAGACGCACGAGCACAGGUGAUGUUGUUCCUACGCCAAGAUCUUUUCAUACCACGACGCUCAUUCCCAACUCGGACGAUAUCUUACUUUAUGGCGGUCGAAGGAUGGGAACUGAUCUUCCGGUCGAUGACUUUAUCUAUAAAUACAACACCGAAAACAAUCAGUGGACUCAAAUCAAUUUGCCACAAAAUGGCGCAGGUCCACGCUGGGGUCACUCUGGUACAAAAGUGAAAAUAGAGUGUCCGAAACCCGGGGAGUAGCUUAUAUCUUCAUUAACGCCCAAAAAUGGUAUAAUAGCUGUACUACAUCAGGAUCGAUCACUAUUUAUCUUGUUUGGCGCCAAUGCACAAGGCGCAUCCACGAACGAUUUUUAUAUGCUCGAUGUCAAUGAUUUAGAAUGGAGAGGCCGAUCUUCUGGCGAUGAUGGUAGUGGAACAGAUGCUGGUACCAAUGGUGGUUCUGGUGGAUCCUCUUCUUCAGGACUUGAUGGCG
This is a messenger RNA of Zychaea mexicana, 1464 nucleotides long. RefSeq lists its product as uncharacterized. Gene Ontology annotation, molecular function: protein binding. The coding region runs from base 165 to 1232 and encodes 355 amino acids. The transcript has 6 exons. The record is from RefSeq and is a predicted model, not a curated record. NCBI's taxonomy places the organism in Eukaryota, Fungi, Mucoromycota, Mucoromycetes, Mucorales, Lichtheimiaceae.